Molecule: messenger RNA, 1037 nt
Organism: Myripristis murdjan (pinecone soldierfish)
Lineage: Eukaryota; Metazoa; Chordata; Actinopteri; Holocentriformes; Holocentridae
Gene: uqcc6
Product: ubiquinol-cytochrome c reductase complex assembly factor 6
Exons: 3
Coding region: 287-514 (75 amino acids)
Biological process (GO): mitochondrial respiratory chain complex III assembly
Cellular component (GO): mitochondrion
Source: RefSeq, a predicted model, not a curated record
UUAGCUAAACAAAGUGACCUGCAUUUCGGUGGCAAUGACAGCUAUGCGACACAUGUUACUAUGCUGGUGAAGAACUCUUGGAUAUUUGUUGAUCUACUCUCUUCACUAUCGGAAAAAGCGAGGUAAUUCGUUGCUUAUUGCCGCCAGUUAUAGUGGAGUCUAUAAACUAUAAACUGUAAAGUAAGCAUGGUCUGGCCAGGACAGUCAGUUCACGGUGUACCUCACACAGCGGUAAUCCUCCCGUCUGUGCCUGCAGGUUGACUGAGAUCGUGUCCAGCCUGUGAAGAUGCCAGCCGGUGUGUCUUGGCCUCGCUACCUGAGGAUGCUGGGGGCCAGCGUCCUGUCCAUGUUUGCAGGAGCACAGGUUGUCCACCAGUACUACCUGCCUGAUCUGAGUAUACCUGAGGUCCCACCCAAGCCUGGGGAGCUGAGGACUGAACUGCUGGGCUACAAAGCCAGAGAAGAGGCUCUUGCAGCCUUAGAGAAGGUGAAAGCUGGAGAGAAACUGGACUGACGCACAACUCUGCAUCAUCUCUGUGAUGGACACUCGGUCAGAAGGACCACUGAAUCUCUCAUAUUUGCCAACAGCUGUAUGCUGCAGCCUGCCUGGGAGUAAAGUCAUUUCCAGCGCCUGAGCAAAUAUAAAAGGAUAUUUUAAAUUUUUGGUGUCCUCCUUCUUUAGUGGAAAAGUCGGCAACAGCGCUGUCUUUUGACUUCUUGGGAUAAAGACUUCACUUGGAACAAGAUGAUGUGGCUCAUGCAAGUCUUCGUCCAAGUCUUUGUCAGUCAAUGCAUCUCUUCUGGAAAUACUUGCUUUACUACAAUAAGUUAUUCAAAGUUUAAUAGUCAAUGUAAAUCCAGUAAUGCAUUAUCAAGUCACUGUAACUACCAUCUUAUGUCCCUAUGUUGACUGUCUUCACUCCUGUUUUUUUUUCUUCUUUUUUUUUUCCAGAUUUUAUUUUUUUCCCUUGUCGACAAAUUUUGAUCAAAAUUAAAAAUCUGAAAUAAAAAAAUGUCCAUGGUUAAGUAUGUUUAAG